ACGAAAAGAUGGAUGAAAGGGAUUCUUGUGUCCCUUCUAAUGAAGCCAGUUCAACUGUAGAAAAUGCUAAUUUCUAUCAACGUAUCAAGAAAAGUAUAUUGAAAAAAGGGGAAAGCGUUGUUGAAAGAUAUGGAUAUGUCAAGCGAGAAGAACAGACAAUGAAAACAUUGGCAGCAAUGAAACUAUUGUUUGAAUAUCAGGUGGAGGCCCUGCGGAAACUUGAAGUGGAUACGUUGAUACUGACCAGUCAAAUGACGGAUGACACAGGAUUUUAUGGCUCCCCGAAGGGGUUACAGUUCCUGGAAGGCGAACUGAGACAAAAAUUCAUGACCUUCUGUAAAAGUAAAUGUGAAAAAAAAUCUCCAGCAAACAUAGAUAGAUCAGGACUUGUUUUUGAGGAUGCUGGAGUUCAGCUUAAAGUUUUGGUGGAGGCCCUGCGGAAACUUGAAGUGGAUACGUUGAUACUGACCAGUCAAAUGACGGAUGACACAGGAUGUUAUGGCUCCCCGAAGGGGUUACAGUUCCUGAAAGACGAACUCGAUCUGAGAAAAAACUUCAUGACCUUCUGUACUGGCAAUGCAGAAGUUAAUCCAGAAUUGCAAGAGUUUCCGUGUAAUGUUGAAAAUAAUGAAGGAAAAGAAGGAGCGAAAGUAAAUUCAGAUAUAUAUUACUGCUGUCAAAAUGAUGAUGGAGAUGAGCCGUUCGAAAUGUUUUGUAGAAAAUUCCUGUCGGAAUUUUCAGUAAAACAUCUUAAAGAUCAACAAAACACUCCAAGACGACUACUCUUGGUAGUGAAUUUGCCAAUCGAUAACAGGCAAAAUACCAUAGACGUCAUUUCGGGUUUCAUAACGUGUAUCAAGAGAAAAUAUAAAUUAUGUGAUUAUCUAAAGAUAUGUCUCAUUCAAAUUUCUUUUGAUGGAAACUGCAGUUGGAAUCCUCCUAAUCGGAUGAAUAAAACCAUUGUCGAAGCCCUGGAGAAAAAAGUCAACCUUAAUUUGGAUCCAUUUAUUGACAUUAUUUUCUCCGAUGACUAUCAUUUUACUAGAUGUGAUAUCAAUGAAUAUGCUGCCAAAAACAUACAAUCGUACAUGUCCAAAACAAACCUUGAGAAAUAAACACAAAAAAUCAAAUAAAAUCAAUAAAAGAAACUGUAUUUCAAACAUUCUUUUAAUUGUGUGAGAAAAAAUUUGUAAUUCGGUACUUAAACUCAUUAAGACUAAAUGCUAAAAUUCAUAAAGAAAUCAAAGACCACUUGAAAAAAUCGAAAUUUGAACAUCAUGUGCAUGUAUAUUUUUAAAAAAGUGGUCGUGAGAUUUCUUAAAAUAGCCGCUUAUUUUGGCUUUGUAGCAUAGGUGGCAAGGGACAGUUUUUUUUAAAAAUAUACAAUUCAAUGUAGCAAGGGGAUAUGUGCUUUCAGAAUUCAGUAACUAGAAUUGCCUUAGUUUCUAUUCAGCACAAAUUACUUUACUUACUCCCUUUGAUGCCAAUCACUAAUUUCUGUAGAAAAUUUCUAGUCAAAACCUGUACAAUGUUCUACAUGCUGGUUUUUGCGAUUUUGACCCUUUUUUUCUUGCUUCGCCCAUUUUUCAUAAUUUUUUCAGCUUUUUAUACCUCCCAAAGCUAAAUCCCUGCAAAGAGUUUACAUUCGUUACCGUGUGCAUGUUGCACCAUCACAUGUAAAAAAUUUAUCAGUGUUUAACAAUGUUCAAUGCAACUACUUUUUGCGUUAUUUUACAUCCUUUCUGUAAAUUCAAUUUCACUGUGUAAAGUCAACACAAUUAAUUUAUUAAAAUAAACACUGAAAUCACAAAUCUAAAUUCUAUAGUGGCUUAAUCGUCCUAAACAUGCAAAUUUGUUUUCCUUGAAUCUUCAACUAUAUUUGAUGCAAUGAAGCCAACUGUUGACUUUUACAGUGUUCUGUUUCCAAUUUAGAUAAAAACAUAUCAUUUUAAUUAUGUCUUAGGAUUUUCAAUAAUGUACUAAAUCAUGGAAUAGAAUGCAUUAUAUGUAUUUUUUUCUAUUGUAUCGUUUCAUGCUUUUUAAUUCUCUAGAGUCUGCCAAUACUACUUGUUAAGUGAUAAAAACUAUGUUGAUUGAUAUGUACAAUUACAUGUAAUGACUAAAAAUGUUGAUUUAUAAAUUGAAGUUUACUUGUGAUACUUUAAAAGUGUGUACAUGUCUGUAUAUUGCAAAUUAUAUUAUCUUAAGCAGAAACUUAAUGAAUUAAAGUGAUCUUUCUUC
This is a messenger RNA of Magallana angulata, 2241 nucleotides long. RefSeq lists its product as uncharacterized. The transcript is spliced from 10 exons. NCBI's taxonomy places the organism in Eukaryota, Metazoa, Mollusca, Bivalvia, Ostreida, Ostreidae. The coding region runs from base 9 to 1115 and encodes 368 amino acids. The record is from RefSeq and is a predicted model, not a curated record.